Messenger RNA from Fonsecaea erecta, 1740 nucleotides. RefSeq lists its product as hypothetical. The record is from RefSeq and is a predicted model, not a curated record. NCBI's taxonomy places the organism in Eukaryota, Fungi, Ascomycota, Eurotiomycetes, Chaetothyriales, Herpotrichiellaceae. The transcript is spliced from 2 exons. Bases 1 to 1740 code for a protein of 579 amino acids.
AUGGUCUUCAGACCUUUCCUGAACAUGUUGGGCAGGGCUACCCUCGACAUCACAAACAUUGGAGUCGAGCCUCAGAAAAGCUCACCUUUUGAUGGAGACUCUGGAGUACCAAACAGACGACUCUUCCUUCUCAAGAAGAGGGUCUCUCGUCCCAUGAAGAAGCAUAACAUCCUCACACAAGAUAUCGUACCUCCAUGCCCUACCUUUGUUGCGGCAUUGUUGGCGAAAGUUCGCAGUGCUUCACCAAUUCUCGAAGCUCUCAACAAGCAACAUUUACCGUUGAAGAGAACACUCGUUAGCACCAUUGACGGCGACGGCCACAAAGAAAAGGUUAAGAUCCGGCUGCCCGGUAUCAGAACAGCGAAAUCAAAAGGCCAAAGUUUGAGCGCGCCGUCGAAUACCUCUGGCGCCGACAGCAAUAUCCUGCUCCAGCAAGAGUUAGCCGAUGCGACAAGCCGGCUAGAAGACCUGCAGAAUUCCAUGCAGGAGCUGGAGCAACAGAUCAAUGAGGCAGUUCAGGAAAGGGAUCAAGCAAACGCUCGCGUUGCGGAAGUCCAAGAGUACAACCAAACACUACUUCUGGACUUUACAAACAAGCAUGCUCAGGAUCCUCGAGAGAUUGAAGAGCCCACUAUCUGCAAGCCGAACGAGCUGAGAGACCUUCGCCAGGCUUUUCAGAUGUCUCAGCGUACAUGUGCUGACCUCACCGCAGCAAAUAAAACAUUGUCCGAAGCUGCCGAGGAGCAGAAGCAAAAGGAGUCGCAAUUUCGAGAGGACCACAACGUGCUCCAGAAGAAAUGCGGGAGGCUUUCUGCAAACUUCGAGAUCUGGAAAGGGAGACUUGACAAUUUUAUGAACAUGCUUCCCAACGUCGUAAAGUCUAAAACAGGCAUGUCAAUGGAAGAAAUUCCCGGCCUCAAGGAAGAGGUUGCGGAAAGCGCAUCUCAUAUAGAUAAGACAAGAGAGGCCUUGCGUGCCGCUGCGCUCGAAGUAUCAGAACGCGAGUCAAAAAUCGUGACACUGGAGCGCAACCAGCAGAGGGAAGUGGCCAGCCUGAGGCAGCGCGUGGCCGAACUUCAAGAGAGCAAUAUUCGCCUCGAUGAAGCAAACUAUAGCCUAGAGUCGCAGCUGUCUGGUACGAAGGAUCAGUUGAGAGGCCACAAGGCAGAGCUCGCGGGGACUAAACAGUCUGCUGAGCAGUGGAGAGCUCAAUGCGAACAGCAAGCUUUUGGAGAGAUGUCGCAGGUUGUUCGACAACAGUUCCAACUGGAGGUUAAACAACUCCGGUCCCAAAUUGAAGCUCUCCAGCGCCACAAUACGGAGCUCAGCGUCGGCCGGCAGCGGGCCGAGUCGGAUUUGACCUGUUGCAGAUGGUGGGCUGCAAACAAGAUGGCUGGUAUCCGCGAGCUUGGGUAUCUUCGCGAUUGGUACCGGGCACAGGUCGACGCUCUGCAUGAGCGAUUCGAGAGUGAAUUGUCGGUCGAGCCUCUUGACAUCCCAUACAAGCCAGACUUCUGGGACUUGUCAGAGGAGGAGAAGACAGCGCUGCUUCAGGCUGAGAACCAGAUCAUCGAAGGUCUGACGGGCUAUGAUCUGGAGCUGGCAAAGGAACCUCGUCCCAGAGAUUUGGAAGUAGUCGAUGUGUGGUCGGUUUUGGUCGAUGAGUACAAGGCAGGGUUGUCUGGGACGGGCCAGCCAGCGAAGCCACAGUUCAGCAGGGGAGAGUCCAUCUUUUUCUAG